Molecule: messenger RNA, 3041 nt
Organism: Nerophis ophidion (straightnose pipefish)
Lineage: Eukaryota; Metazoa; Chordata; Actinopteri; Syngnathiformes; Syngnathidae
Product: gastrula zinc finger protein XlCGF57.1-like
Exons: 3
Coding region: 262-1965 (567 amino acids)
Biological process (GO): regulation of transcription by RNA polymerase II
Cellular component (GO): nucleus
Molecular function (GO): RNA polymerase II cis-regulatory region sequence-specific DNA binding; DNA-binding transcription factor activity, RNA polymerase II-specific
Source: RefSeq, a predicted model, not a curated record
CAUGCUGCCUUACAACAUGUCUAUGGCCGCAAGGAAAGGGUUGGACAACGUUAGCAACACGGUGGCAUUGUUGCUGGGUUUGUUCUCUUCUCUGUAAAUAUAAAAUAUCAAUAUUUCGCCUAAGAGAAGAUGAAUAAUGUCAGGACGAACUCGUCUCGGAGAACGCCGAAGCUUCUCACCUUAGCUUAGCUUGCUAGCUGCUAACAAAGAGACAAAGCGGAAGUGAUCGACACGUCCCUAAAGUGUUGUGAUUGUGUGAAAAUGUGCAAAGUAGAAAUGCUGAGAGUGUUGGUGAAGCAGCGACUAACUGCUGCUGUGGAAGAAAUAUUUGUAGUGUUAGAAAGAACCAUAGCAGAAUACGAGGAGGAACUUUCUAGAAGAAAAGAGGAGAACGAGCGACAACGUCAACUACUGGACGCUCUUUUCAACAAACAUCAACAAACAGGAGCUGUUAGGAUUGCUGAGGGAGAUGACGGCAACAGACAUCAGGACAUCAGCGAAGAACAUCCUCUCCCUGAGCAGCAGGAAUGCAACUCCAGCGUGGAACAGGAGGAGCCACGGUCACCCCACUUUAAAGAGGAAGAGGAGGAACACACUAUCAGUCAGGUGGGAGAGCAUCUAGGAGGACUGCAUGAGUUCCCAGUGGUUGAUGUCCCUGUGAAGAGUGAAGAAGAUGAGGUCAAAGGUGAAAGUGAGGCGGGGAGACCAAGCAGCAGCUCAACUCAACACAUGACAACAGAAGGUGAGGGAGACCACUGUGGAGGAUCACAAGCAGACAAGGUCUUAGCUCCACUGUCAGAUAGUGACCACACAACUUCACACUCUUCUGACACUGAUGAGGAAGACUCUAAAGCUGAUAACUCUGAAAACUUCAAAUGCUCUCAGUGCGACAAAACUUUUAGUCACAGUCGUACUCUGAAAAAACACAUGAGAAGUCACACUGGACAGAAACCAUAUUCCUGUCCAGUGUGCGACACACAUUAUAGUCACCACUCGGCACUGGUUCAACACAUGCGUACACAUGAUUGGGAGAAACCUUUCACCUGCUCAGUUUGUUGUAAAACCUUCCUUUCGAAGAGGUCACUGACAGAACACACAAGAACACACACUGGAGAGAAACCCUUUACGUGCCAAGUUUGUGGUAAAGAAUUCCAUUUAAAGAGGUCUUGGACAGAACAUGCGAGGACACACACUGGUGAGAAGCCCUAUCAAUGCUCGAUGUGUGAUAAACACUUCUCUCGAAGGUCAUAUCUGCAAACACACACACUAACGCACACUGGAGAGAGACCUUUCACUUGCUCAGUUUGUGGGAAAGGUUUCUUUGUGAAGGCGGCAAUGACAAAACACACAAAAAAACACACUAGAAAGAAACUUUUUACGUGCCAAGUGUGUGGUAAAGAAUUCCUUUCGAAGGGGUCUUUGACAGAACACACAAGAAGAACACACUCCUGGGAGAAACUAUUUAAGUGCCAAGUGUGUGGUAAAGAGUUCCUCUUGAAGAGGUCUUUGACAGAACAUACAAGGACACACACUGGUGAAAAACCUUAUAAAUGCUCAGUUUGUGAUCAAAACUUCUCGCUAAGGUCACGUUUGCUAACACACAAACGAACGCACACUGGUGAGAAACCUUUCACCUGCUCCUUUUGCGGGAAAGGUUUCUUUGUGAAGAGGGAUUUGACGGAACACACAAGAACACACACUGGAGAAAAACCGUACUCGUGUUCAGUGUGCGACUCACAUUUUUGUCACCAUUCAGCGCUGACUCGACACAUGAGGACACACACUGACAAGAGACCAUUUAUCUGCUCAGUGUGCGGUCAAGCUUUUCUUUCCAUGGCGUCCUGGACAGAACACACAAGAACGCACAGUGGUGAGAAACCUUUUGCCUGCUCAGUGUGCGAUCAAAGCUUUUCUGUGAAAGCAAAUUUGAGGUCACACAUGAGAACACACAUCGGACAGACAUGAGGUGGCAGAUUCAAACCACAAACUUAUGUAAAUAUGGUUUUAUAUGAUAAGUUGUGAUGUACUAGCCGCUGUUAUCAAUCUAACUUCUUCCUGACAUGUUUCAUGCUAUUAGACUUAGACUUAGACUUCCUUAUUAUUGUCAUUCAAAUUUGAACUCUACAGCACAGAUAAGAACGAAAUUUCGUUACAUAAGCUCAUGAUAGUGCAGGAUAAAAAAAGGCAAUAAGGUGCAUAUAUAAUAAAAUAAAUGUAUAUAAAUAAUAUAUAAAUACAUAUAUAUAAAAUAAAUAAAUAUAUAAAAAUAUAUAUAUAAGUAAAUAAAUACAUUACUGUACAGAUAAAUAUAUUGCACUUUUUCACAUGCGUCCACGUUUAUGGAUGUAUGUUAUAUUGUCUUUUUUAUUCCAGCGAGUUAAUCCAUUUUGGGAGGAGUUGAGGGGAUGAUUUCAUUAUGAUGCGUUCAAGAAGUUUACGGCCUGAGGGAAGAAACUGUUACAGAACCUGGAGGUUCUGCUUCUGAGGCUGCGGAACCUCUUUUUAGAGUCACAGCAGUGAAAACAGUCCUUGGUGGGGGUGGGAGGAGUCUGUGCAGAUUUUCUGAGCCCUGGUCAGGCAGCAGCUUUUUGCCAACUCCUGGAUAGGAGGAAGAAGAGUCCUGAUGAUCUUUUCCGCCGUCCUCACAACUCUCUGGAGAGACUUCCAUAUUGCUGCCUUCAUUAGCAAUAAACAUGAUCUGUCUAUUUGUACUGUUUUUUUUUUUUAAACCAAUCAGCCGAUUACUUUAAUCACUGUACAAUUAUGCGUGAAAAAAUAUCACAUUUUUGGCCACCUGAAAGUCACAUUUUCAGGGGCCGGGGUAAAUAUUCCACACCUGGGUUGCAGUACUGUGGAAGGAGAUUGUGUCCUUGUUUUAUGAGGGCUGGUGGCAGAUCCUUGUUAACGCUCCCAUGAAUUUACCAUGAAUUGACUUAAAGAAGUUGAAAAACUUAUUGGGGUGUUACCAUUUAGUGGUCAAUUGUAGGGAAUAUGUACUGUACUGUGCAAUCUACUAAUAAAAGUUUCAAUCAAUCAUUCAA